This is a messenger RNA of Myripristis murdjan (pinecone soldierfish), 5706 nucleotides long. Its product is annotated as lactase-phlorizin hydrolase-like. Lineage: Eukaryota; Metazoa; Chordata; Actinopteri; Holocentriformes; Holocentridae. The transcript has 17 exons. The record is from RefSeq and is a predicted model, not a curated record. Gene Ontology annotation, biological process: carbohydrate metabolic process; fibroblast growth factor receptor signaling pathway. Bases 1 to 5706 code for a protein of 1901 amino acids. Gene Ontology annotation, molecular function: hydrolase activity, hydrolyzing O-glycosyl compounds; fibroblast growth factor receptor binding; fibroblast growth factor binding.
AUGAAGGACCUGCUGUGGGUUCUUUCUCUGAGCCUUUUGUGUCUGCAUGGUUGCAGGAGUGAUAAGGCGAAUGGACAAGAGGACUUCAUGCUUCUUGCAGGCCCUUUGAUGAGGCAGUUGACCAAAGAUUCGGACAGUGGGGUCAAUGACGCCUUUGACUGUACUCAACCCUUACCUUCAGGCUCUAGAAGUUACUUUGAAUAUGUGCGGAGCAGGGGGGCAAACCACUUCAAAGUGCCUCUGUCAUGGGCUCAUCUCCUUCCUACAGGCCAGUCCAGCCAGCCACAACAAGCUGUAUUAUCCUGCUAUCGUAUCCUGCUGAAACAGCUAAUAGACGUGGGCCUUCAGCCUCUGGUUGUCCUUCAUGGAUCAGCAGUACCAGAAGUCUUACAAACCAUGUAUGGAGGCUGGGAAAGUCCUGCACUGUUACAGAUGUUUGAGCAGUAUGCAGAGUUUGCUUUCCGAGAGUUUGGAGACUUGGCAAACUCUUGGAUGACACUGAGCCACCUGGAUGAUAUCUGGCAUGAGCAGCAGCAUGCAGGCUCUCCCAGUCCACUCCAGAGUAUCCUCCAGCUCAACAGGAAUAUUUACCAGCUUUAUCAUCACCUGUUUCCUGAUAAAGGGACACGUCUGUCAGUUGGGCUGAGAGCUGGUGACGUUGCUUUCCUUUCCCAGAUCAAAGUUUCAACUACAAUGGAUUUCUUGUCAGUGGAAAUUGAGUAUAACUGUGCCUCUAAAUCAAACUUUGCAGAGGAGCUGAAAACCUUACAGACAUCCAGUGGAGGGGUUCCUAUCCUGAUAUACAAGAUGAAUAUACAGAGUUGUUCCUCCGAUCAGUUCCAGCCUCUUGGGAAUGUCUUGCAAGUUCUGAACAACAAUGACCUGGAUAUUGUGGGAUGUGACAUGGUUAAUAUGUUUGGUAAGAUAGGCAUGGCUGACUUUCCAAAAAGUAUCCCAUACUACACUGGAAAGACAGGCUUUAGAAACAGUUACCAGAGUGUGUGGGAUAAGUUUGGGACCCAGACAACAGCAGAGCGAGAUCAGUUUCUCAAUGAAUCAUUCCCGUCUGGCUUCCAGUGGGCCACAUCCAGUGAGUCCUUCAAAGUAGAAGGUGGCUGGUCAGAAGAUGGGAAGGGAGAGACCAUUUGGGACCGUUUUGGCCAUAAAGGCCAAGUCCCUGGGAAUCAGACAGCUGAUCUAGCUUGUGACAGCUAUCACAAGGUGGAUUAUGAUGUCUACCUCCUUCGAGGUCUCCAUGUCAACACCUACCAGUUUUCCAUCUCCUGGGCCCGAAUUUUUCCCUUUGGCCACCAGGGGAGCCAUUCUGAGAAAGGGGCUCUUUACUAUGACCGGCUAAUCAAUGCUCUUUUAGAGUCUGGCAUACAACCAGUUAUCACAUUGUAUCACUGGGAUCUGCCUCAAGCACUCCAGGACUAUGGUGGAUGGACCAACGCGACCAUUGUUGCAGCCUUCAAGGACUAUGCAGACUUCUGCUUCUCCAGGUUUGGAGACAGGGUCAAGAGCUGGAACACUUUCAGUAGCCCCUGGGUGGUGAGCCAUGCUGGGUAUGGAACUGGUGAGCAUCCCCCUGGGAUGAAGGACUAUGUGGUUGCCUCCUAUCAGGCCACACACAAUAUACUGAAGUCCCAUGCUGAGGCCUGGCAUGUCUACAAUGAUAAACACAGGAAGAAGCAGGGAGGAAAAGUUGGCAUUGCCCUGAACUCAGACUGGGCUGAACCCAUGGUUGCCUCCAAACCUGCAGAUGUCACAGCCGCAGAUCGCUACCUGCAGUUUAUGUUGGGCUGGUUUGCUCAUCCCAUAUUUGUAGAUGGGGAUUACCCUGCAUUGCUUAAGACUCAGAUUGAGCAGAAAAGAAAUAGGUGUCCCUUCUCUGAGCCUGCUAGACUUCCAUCCUUCACUGCUGAAGAGAAACAGCGGAUUCGUGGCACAGCUGACUUUUUAGGAUUGAACCACUAUACCUCCCGUUUGGUCAAAAACAGUUUUGGUGGCUGCAUCCCUGGGCCUCAAGGGGUGGGUGACUUCCAGGCUCAUGUUGACCCUUCAUGGUCCUCCACAGCCUCAGAUUGGAUCUAUUCUGCGCCUUGGGGCCUUCGAAGACUUCUCAACUACAUCUCUGCAGAGUAUCUGAAUGUUACUAAAGUUCCCAUUCACAUAACUGGAAAUGGAAUGCCCAUAAAAUACAUAGGGAACACCCUAAAUGACAAGAGUCGAAUCCAAUACAUGAGGAGUUACAUCAACGAAGCAUUGAAAGCAAUACACUUGGACGGAGUUGAUGUGCAGCGAUUUACAGUGCAGUCACUUAUGGAUGGCUUUGAGGGAAAUCAUGGUUACACUCAAAGGUUUGGCCUACACCAUGUCAACUUUGCAGAUGCUGACAGACCAAGAACACCAAAGCAAUCUGUGUAUUUCUACUCUGAGGUUAUCAAGCGUAAUGGAUUUAGUUCAAAAAAUGUUGCUGUCUUUAAAGGGGUAGAGUUGCAACUGACCAGGUAUUCACCUGCUUUACCACCCUCUGAAGUUCCAUCUAAAUCCAUGGUUGUCUGGGAGAAAUUCUCAAACCAAUCCAUGUUUGAGAAGAAACUGUACCAUUAUGGUACCUUCCCUGGCAGUUUCCUUUGGGGAGUGUCAUCUUCAGCUUAUCAAAUUGAGGGUGGCUGGAAUAUUGAUGGAAAAGGACCCAGUAUCUGGGAUAAAUUCACCCAGAAACCUGGCAAUAUUCCUGGUAGUGCUAAUGGAAAUGUAGCCUGUGACAGCUACAAUAGACUGGAGGAAGACCUGUACAUGCUUCGAGCUCUGAGGGUGAAGUCCUACAGAUUCUCUCUAUCCUGGUCCAGGAUCUUCCCUGAUGGUCUGAGAACUUCCUUGAACCAAAAAGGUGUUGACUACUACAAUAGGCUCAUUGAUAAUCUCCUUGCAUAUAACAUCACACCCAUGGUGACGCUCUACCAUUGGGACCUUCCUCAAGCUUUGCAAAACAUCAAUGGCUGGGACAACAUUACAAUUAUUGACAUCUUCAAUGACUUUUGUGACUUUUGCUUCGCCACCUUUGGGAAUAGAGUCAAGUUUUGGAUGACCUUCAACCAGCCUCACACAAUUGCAUGGUCAGGAUACGGACUUGGGCAGAUCCCACCAAAUGUUAAGAUGCCAGGGGAUGCACCAUACAGAGUUGCUCACAACCUCUUAAAAGCACAUGCCAAAGCUUAUCAUACAUAUGAUGAGAAAUACCGCAAAUCCCAAGGUGGUCUGGUAUCCAUUGCCCUCAAUGCUGAUUGGAUUGAACCCACAGAUGUCAAUGUUCCUCGUGAAGUGGUGGCAGCAGACCGUGCCCUGCAGUUCCAAAUUGGUUGGUUCGCACAUCCUAUUUUCAAAAACGGAGACUAUCCAGAUGCAAUGAAGUGGCAAGUUGGAAACAAAAGUGAACUCCAAGGUCUUUCAGAGUCAAGACUUCCUGCUUUCACAGAAGAGGAAAAGGCCUUCAUCAGGGGGACUGCUGAUGUCUUCUGCAUAAAUCAUUACACUACAAAGAUAGUAAGCCAUAUCACAGCACGGCUUAGCCCUCAGUCCUAUGAACAUGACCAGGACCUAUCAGAGGCAGAGGAGGUAGAUUCACCAACCACUGCCAUCAGUAAACAGAGAGCAGUGGCAUGGGGCUUGAGAAGGCUUCUCAACUGGAUCAAGGAGGAAUAUGGUGAUCCAGAGAUUUACAUUACAGAGAAUGGAGUUUCUACAGACAAAGAAACCACUUUUGAUGACACUGCAAGAGUAUUCUACUACAAGACAUAUAUUGAUGAGGUUCUGAAAGCUUAUGACCUGGAUGGUGUAAAGGUGCAAGGAUAUAUAGCAACAUCUCUCAUGGACUCUUUUGAGUGGCUCAAUGGGUACACAGUAGGAUUUGGGUUUCAUCGUGUGGAUUUUACUAACCCAAACCGACCAAGAACACCCAAAUACUCAGCUCACUACUACUACCAAGUCAUAAAAGACAAUGGCUUUCCUCUGCCAGAUGAUGAGAGGGUACUGUAUGGACAUUUUCGCAAGAACUUUAUCUGGAGCACAGCAACAGCAUCAUACCAGAUUGAAGGAGGCUGGAGGGCAGAUGGAAAGGGUCUCAGUAUUUGGGACAAGUUUGCUCACACUCCCCUCCGAGUGUUCAACGACGACAAUGGAGACAUAGCCUGUGACAGUUACAACAAGGUCGAAGAAGAUGUUGCUAUGUUGAAGCAACUUAAAGUGACUCACUAUCGUUUCUCCAUAUCAUGGCCUAGAGUGCUUCCCGAUGGCACUAACAAACAUAUCAAUGAGGCGGGACUCAGCUACUAUCACAGACUGGUGGAUGCACUGCUUGCUGCAAACAUUCAACCUCAUAUUACUCUUUACCACUGGGACCUUCCACAAGCUCUCCAGGAUGUCGGGGGUUGGGAGAACGAUACUAUCAUUGACAGAUUCAGGGAUUAUGCUGAUCUCAUCUUUAGCCGUUUUGGCCACAAAGUGAAAUUCUGGAUCACCAUUAAUGAGCCCUACAAUAUAGCCAAUGUGGGCCAUGGCUAUGGAGCAGCUGCACCAGGGAUCAGUUUUAGACCAGGCACUCUUCCAUACAUUGUGGGUCACAACCUGAUCAAGGCCCAUGCUGAAGCCUGGCAUCUCUAUAAUGGCAAGUACAGAGCAGAACAGAAAGGAUUAAUCUCCAUCACUAUCAACUCUGACUGGUCUGAGCCAAGAAAUCCAUAUAAGCAGGAGGACAUUGAUGCUGCAAGACGCGUGGUGCAGUUCUAUAUUGGCUGGUUUGCCCAUCCUAUAUACAAUGGAGAUUACAGCAACAUGAUGAAGACAAUCAUUCGCGAGCGAAGCUUAGCUGCUGGUUUGCCAAAAUCCAGGCUGCCUGAGUUCACCCCUGAGGAGAUUAAGAGGAUUAAAGGUACCUAUGACUACUUUGGAUUCAACCACUAUACCACUGUCCUGGCAUUCCCAGUGGACUACAAAAACCUACAGCACUACGAUGCAGAUAGGGGUGCAGGAACAAUCGCUGAUCGUACCUGGCUGGACUCGGGCUCCUCCUGGCUGAAGGUGUCACCGUUUGGAUUCCGGAGAAUUCUUAAUUUCAUUAAGGAAGAGUAUGGAAACCCACCUAUUAUCAUCACAGAGAAUGGGAUGUCAGAGCGGGGGCCAAUAGACCUGAAUGACGUCCACAGGAGCCACUACUAUGAAAAAUACAUCAACCAGGUGCUUAAAGCUUACUUAUUGGAUGGUGUCGAUAUUCGUGGAUACACGGCUUGGUCACUGAUGGACAAUCUGGAGUGGGCCACUGGGUUUUCAGAGAGAUUUGGCCUUUUCUAUGUAAAUCGCUCAGACCCUAAACUUCCCCGCUUGGCCAAGAACUCUGUUGCGUCCUACUCCACCAUCAUCAAAUGCAAUGGAUUCCCAGACCCUGCCUCAGGACCGCAUGAGUGUUUGAACCCUGAGCCUGAAGGAACGAGCGCACCAACCAUCUCGCCCUCCUCUGAUGAAGUGAGCUUCCUUGGCAUGAAUCUGUCUCCCAGCCAAGCCGAGAGGGGCCUUUACAGCACAUUCUUUCUGCUCAUUCUUACAAUCUUGGGGGUUAUUUGUGCAUCCUUCUGUUUCUUUAAGGCAAAACAGAAUUACAGGGACAUAUCCCCUAUAGAAGCUAUAUAUAUGGAGAAGAAAUUCUAA